Papilio polytes (common Mormon) is the source of this 2020-nucleotide messenger RNA. RefSeq names its product protein msta, isoform A (gene SmydA-1). The coding region runs from base 97 to 1737 and encodes 546 amino acids. The record is from RefSeq and is a predicted model, not a curated record. Lineage: Eukaryota; Metazoa; Arthropoda; Insecta; Lepidoptera; Papilionidae. The transcript has 10 exons. Gene Ontology annotation, molecular function: protein binding.
UGGCCAGUCGCCCGGCACAGCGCGAUCGGAACAUAUUACAUGGAUAUUCGCGUUUAACACUCACUAUCAAAUAAUUUCUACAAUUAAACGUAGAAAAUGGGGGAGCUAAACGAAUGUGUGGUGUGCUCAUCACCCGCGGAGCAGAAGUGCUCGGGGUGUCAGAGUGUCCACUACUGCUCGCGGGAGCAUCAGAAGCAGGACUGGAGACAGCAUAAGAAUCACUGCACUCCUGCCAGGGUUAAAGAGGAUUCCAAGUUCGGAAGGUAUCUAGAAGCCACGAGAGAUAUCAAAGCUGGAGAUGUUAUUCUGAAAGAAGCGCCGCUCAUAACUGGACCUGCCCAAGUUACUCCACCGGUAUGCCUGGGAUGCUAUAAGUUGCUAGAAGCUGGGAAGACGGUGUCCUGUAUUGAAUGCGGCUGGCCAUUCUGCUCGGAGCCUUGCACCAGGAAUGAAGUUCAUAAACCGGAGUGUCAUUAUACUAAGAACAGGGGCGAAAAGGUGACUAUCUCGACAUUCGGUAUUCCACAUCCUAAUUACCAAUGUAUCACGGUCCUUCGCUGCUUGUACCAAAGAGACUAUAAUGAAAAGUUAUGGACAAAACUGCAAAGCCUGGAGUCGCACUGCGCGGACCGUAAGGGCACCGACAAGUGGAACAAUGACAAGAAGAUGAUCGCAGACUUUAUUGUUAACUUCUUCAAACUAGGCAGAACCUUCGCCGAAGAAGAGAUUAUGAAGUGCUGCGGCAUUAUACAGAUCAACGGUCACGAGGUGCCACUACUGGAGCCUGAAUACGUGGCAGUGUUCGAGCGUGUCUCUAUGGCCGAGCACAGUUGCUGCGCUAACUGCAACAAGAGCUUCACUUCCGCGGGAGAUAUUAUUUUAUGCGCGGGUGUGGACAUACCCGCCGGCGGGCAUAUCUCAGUGUGCUACACGGAUCCUCUGUGGGGCACGGAGGCGCGCCGGCACCAUCUUGCCGAUUCCAAGUUCUUUGAAUGCACUUGUCCGCGUUGCACCGACGUCACCGAGUUCGGUACAAUGUACAGCGCCGUCAAGUGCAAAAAGAAGGAUUGCAAAGAUUACCUCUUGCCUGACACUUUCGUCGUUCCGAUACUGCACAAGACUACGUCCCCGGAUCCGGCGAAGCGCGGUCUGGACGAUAAGCUGUGGAAGUGCGGAAGCUGCAAGGACGCCGUCAGUGACGCCAUCAUACAGCAACUGCUUCAGGACAUCGGCCGCGAGCUCAGCGUCAUGCCUAAGGGAGACGUCGACGCCUGCGAGAGGUUCGUAAGCCAUUGCGCCAGCUACUUGCACCCGGCGCACUACUACAUGACGGAUGUGAGCCUGGCGCUGGCGCAACUAGUCGGCCAGCAGCACGCACUCGGCCUCGCCGCCGUCACUGACGACCGUUUACUGCUAAAGACGCAGCUCUGUAGGAAGUUAGCUGACUUGCUUGAGACUCUGGCACCCGCUGAGACGCGUCUGCGAGGCACACUACUGUUCGAACUACACGCGGCAGUGGCAGAGACCGGCAGGAGGAAGUCCGCAACCGACGGCCCGCACGUCAUGCUUGGAUACAUCACUGAGUCGCGUAAGAUCCUGGAGCAGUCUACCUGGCUGCUGCGGCAUGAGCCGAGCGAGCUGCCGGAGGGGCAGGUUUGCCGGCAGGCACGCGCCAACCUGCUGCAGCUGGACGACCUUAUCAUCAAACUCUCCGCCGCGCUUCCCUCGCCCAUUUAAACUUUUUAAAAUAGUAUUUAUUUCAAAAAAAGACUUUUAUUAAAUACAACUGAUUACAUCAUUCGAAAUUUAGUGCUUAUCUUAGAUAAGGUAAUUGAGUAGGACGGAAUAGACUCUCACUGGCAAUUAAAUAAAUACUCGUAAAGGACUAAUAAAAAUUGAAUUUGAAUUUUUACAUUUGUUUACGUAUUUAACUGUAACUAUAAGCUACCGUUGAGUUGAGUACAGAGGUCGUCUAACUUUAGCGGGUAUAAACGAAAAAUAAACCGAAAUAAAGACGUGA